AUGGAAACUGAUAAUAAAGAUGAAAAAUUCAUUAAUAAAGAGGUAUCCAAUGAUGGCGAAGAGAUAUUUGUUGAGAAUAAAGAACUUGAAAAGAAAUUAGUAAGAAAAAUAGAUCUUAGAAUUAUGCCAUUAAUAACUUUGUUAUAUCUCUUAAGUUUCUUGGACAGAGUAAAUAUUGGAAACGCGAAAUUGGCACAUAUUGAAGCUGAUCUUAAAUUGGUGGGAACUCAAUUUAAUUGGUGUCUAAGUAUUUUCUUCAUUGGAUAUAUUUUAUUUGAAAUUCCUUCGAAUUUCAUGCUCGUUAGGACAAAUCCCUCUGUGUGGAUUCCUUUCAUAAUGAUAUCAUGGGGAGUUGUAAUGACGCUUAUGGCAUUUGUGACUAAUUUUUCAGGGGUAAUGGCGGCAAGAUUUUUUUUAGGUGUCUGUGAAGCAGGAUUUUUUCCAGGCGCAAUUUAUUAUAUAUCCACAUGGUAUAAACGAUCAGAGACAAAUUCUCGUAUAGCCAUCCUAGCUGUUGGACCUAGUUUUGCUGGUUCAUUUAGCGGUUUAUUAGCAUACGGUAUUGUAAGAUUAGAUGGAUGGUUACAUCUAAAAGGGUGGCAGUGGUUAUUUUUAAUUGAAGGAUUACUGACAGUUGUAGUCUCUAUAAUUUCUUAUUUCUAUCUGGCUAAUUAUCCUGAAAAAAGUAUGUGGCUUAGUGAAGAAGAACGUAAAUACGCUGUUGAACGAUUAAAAAAUGAUGCAGGAAAAGCUUAUGUAAUUCACUAUGAUAAAAAGCAAUUUUUCGCCGCAUUAACAGAUUGGAAAGUUUAUUUAUCUAUGUUAUAUCUUGGUGUAAGUUCAGUAUCAUUUUAUUCUUACUCAUUAUUUAUUCCAACAAUAAUAAAUGGAAUGGGAUUUGGUUUUGUUAAAUCACAAUUAUUAUCAGUACCACCAUUUUUCUGUGCUGGAAUAUCAACGUUAAUUGUAGCAGUACUUUCGGACCGUAAAAUUGUUCGCAGUCCAUUUAUCAUCACAGGUUUAUUUUUCGCAAUUUUUGGCUAUAUCUUAUUAGCCGUACCUUCAGUAGGCACAGCAGGAAAAUAUGUUGGUGCAUGUAUCGUUGGAUCUGGUUUGUUUCCUGCAACUGUAACUGCAAUCGCAUGGAUAACGAAUAAUAUAGCAGGUCAUGCGAAAAGAAGUAUAUCGACAGCAAUGAUAAUGAUGUGCGCAAAUGUAGGAGGUGCUGUAGCAUCACAAAUUUAUCGACAGAAAGAUUUUCCAAAAUAUCAUUAUGGUCAUUCAAUAUCUAUGGCAUUUUUAAUUACUGCAACAUGUAUUUCAAUUAUCCAAUAUUUUGUCUUCAAAAAUUUAAAUAAGAAAAAGAGAGAAAAUCCUCAAUCGUUUUUAGAAGGAAAAACUGAAGAAGAAAUUAAAAAUAUGGGUGAUCUUCAUCCUGAUUUUAUCUAUAAUUUAUAA
Funneliformis mosseae is the source of this 1458-nucleotide messenger RNA. NCBI's taxonomy places the organism in Eukaryota, Fungi, Glomeromycota, Glomeromycetes, Glomerales, Glomeraceae. The record is from the annotation of a GenBank genome assembly.